AUGGCAGAGGUCGUGAAGCUGCUCAAGGCUGGUGGCAACGUUAACGUGGCAGCCUCUCCCGAAGGCGGCGAAGUCGCCGCCGCCGCCGCUUUGAAACGCGCCCUCACCUUCGCGGGAUUCCUGAACGUCGCUGCCAACCCGGAAGACCCCCGUGUCCUAAGUGCGGAGCGGGCGGCAUGGGAGACGGGAGCAUCGGCGCCGGUUCGCCUCUCGUUCGGCGCGUCGAAGAACGGUUCGCGGAAUGGUACCAACGGGAACGGGCCGCCGCCGGCGGCGACGGCGGCGGCCGCGAACAAGACGUGGAAGCUGGCGCUGGAUGAUGACGAGGACGGGGCUGGGGGUGGGGAGGACGACGAUCUUAUCGACGAGGACGCUCUGCUCGAGAGCUCGGCCCCCGUCAAGCGGGCGAGCGAGACGGUGAGAAGGAUUCUUAUUCCGUCCAUCUUGGCGAAACGCUCGGCCGUUGUAGAUCGAGUUGGCCGGCUCCUGUUUGCCUCCGUGCCACUAGGUGGCAAGUGA
This is a messenger RNA of Ectocarpus sp. CCAP 1310/34, 519 nucleotides long. NCBI's taxonomy places the organism in Eukaryota, Phaeophyceae, Ectocarpales, Ectocarpaceae. The record is from the annotation of a GenBank genome assembly.